This is a messenger RNA of Salvia splendens (bonfire salvia), 1432 nucleotides long. RefSeq lists its product as uncharacterized. The transcript is spliced from 4 exons. The record is from RefSeq and is a predicted model, not a curated record. NCBI's taxonomy places the organism in Eukaryota, Viridiplantae, Streptophyta, Magnoliopsida, Lamiales, Lamiaceae. The coding region runs from base 453 to 1241 and encodes 262 amino acids. Gene Ontology annotation, biological process: regulation of flower development. Gene Ontology annotation, cellular component: nucleus. Gene Ontology annotation, molecular function: protein binding; DNA-binding transcription factor activity.
GUGUUUGAUUAUUUGGGUGUAAAAAUCUGAUCUUUUUUCAGUUUUCCAUCUUUGUGCUUUUUGCCUUCGUUUUGUUUGAUCUGUUUUUGUGGGUUUCUAUUUUCACUAUUUUGGGUGUCCCAAAAAUUAGGUUAAUUGACAUUUUCAAGAAUUUGCAGGGGACAAGAAUCCCAUUUGGCUGCUGCGAAACUUGAACAAUUUGAAGAUAACUACCUAUUUUUUUCCACUAAGCAUAUAUGGAAAGCAUUUGGGGUUAAGAAAUAAGAAUUGGAGCAUAAUCAAUACCACAAUCAUUAGUUCCGUGUUCUUCACUAACUUGUCAAUUCCUCUUCCAGUACACAUGACAUAAAUGGAACUCGAAUAUCAUUUGACAAAAACAAGUCCAUUUUUGUGAAAAUUUUAUCUUUUUCAUGCCAACUUGUGGCUGAGGAUUCCCCUUUCUGAAUAAACUUAUGCUGAUUAGUAAUGAAAAGGGCACACCAAGCAGCGUCGUGCAGGCGCCUGCUGCAGCUGAGUACAACCUCUGGGGCGAAGGGGAUCUGUUUAACGCGCCUCAACCGGUUAUUGAGGAGCCUGUUAUGGGGCUUGAUCCAAUGACGGUUGCCAUAACAAUGAUCUCUUGUGGAGAAGAUGUCAUCUCCCCUCCUCAGUCGUUGAGUGUGUCGGAUGUUGAGUCAUCAAUCGAGAGUGGGCAGCUCCUGAGCGAGGUCUUCUACGAGUGCAGGAAGGAUAUCUUGGCAAAGGAAGGGAAUGAGACGCCGCUCUCUGAAGUCCUCAGCAUCAACAUCCCUACAACUGUCAAGACUAGUGAUGAGAACAAGAUGAUGGAUGAGAAGUCGCGUGUUGAGUGUUCGUUCCAGAAGAGUGUUAGUUCCAGCUGUCUGCGGUCGAUGGACAACGCUCAUGAGGCUCUCCCGAGGCCCAGCUUUCUUGAUUUCCAAGUUGAUGACUUUGAAGCUGCUUAUGGGAUGCGACGAGCAUACAGUGAAGGAGACAUAAAGGCUCUUUGCAGUGGUGGCAUAAACCACGCUCAGUCGCCACUGGGGCAAGCGAGGGUGAUGAGUAGUUGCGUUUCUGAGGUGCGCAGGGAGAAGCUUUCGAGAUACUGGAGCAAGAAGUCGAAGAGAAACUUUGGAAGAAAAAUCAAGUACGCUUGCAGGAAAGCUCUCGCGGACAGCCAGCCGAGGAUUCGAGGAAGAUUUGCAAAAACUGAGGAAGGACAAGGUGGGAAGAAGCAAUGAAGUAUAGGAGAGUGAGUAGAUUGUUAGAGUUUAUGCAGUGAAGAAAGAAACAAUAAGAAGCUUAGUUUGUUUGGUGGUAGCUCAAACAAUAAUUAACCUUUGUAGAUCAAAUCAAAUGUUUCUCUAGAUUAUUAUGUACAUAUGCUGUUUAAUAAUUUCAUAUUGCAAUAAAUAACAACUUCUGUUUCUCA